This is a messenger RNA of Naegleria fowleri, 1398 nucleotides long. RefSeq lists its product as uncharacterized. The record is from RefSeq and is a predicted model, not a curated record. Lineage: Eukaryota; Heterolobosea; Eutetramitea; Acrasida; Naegleriidae. Gene Ontology annotation, cellular component: Golgi apparatus. The coding region runs from base 1 to 1398 and encodes 465 amino acids. Gene Ontology annotation, molecular function: antiporter activity. The transcript is spliced from 2 exons.
AUGACACUGUUCAAUACUCCUCUCCCAUCACCAACAUCAACCAUGGAUAUCAAGCAACGCUUUAGUUCAGACUUACCUCCAUCCGAACAACAACAACACUCCACACUCAACUCGUGUGCUUGGAGGUCCGUUGAGGAAGGAAAAGCAGAGAAGGAAAAUAGCCUUUCUCAUUAUAGUGAAGAUGAAGCUCGAUGUUGCUCUUCUAAUCAUAGCAGAAGUAGUAGUAGUACAACAAGUAGUAGUGGCCCAAUCGAAGAAGAUGAACUCUUCAGUGAAAUGCCAAAUUCUCCGCCAAUCACAUGGAAACAAAUUGAAUUUUUCUCUAAUAUAGAUAACCAUCCUCAUGUAAAUAAUUCCAAUAUUCCUAACAACAAGAUUAACGAAAAUGAUAGUAAUUUCAUGCCACUGCAUCCACACGAAAGUAUUCACGAUGAGUCAGACUACAAAAGUUCAUUACGAUAUUUAUUACGGACCUUCUUUCAAAGAAACAAUAUAAAAGGAGGCAUUUGGGUGACUUUAUGGUUUUUAUUGAAUCUAAUCGUGGCCUUUGGAAACAAGAUUGUUUUUUGGGGAGGAUUUGAAUUCCCUGUCAUUUUAUCAUUGAGCCACAUGGUCAUGUCUUGGAUUUUAUCUUCGUUGGCCAUUGAAUAUUACAAACGAAAAGCAGUGGAAAAGAGCGAAAUUGAAGAAUAUGAAAUCAGUCCCGAGGUGAAAAAGGAACUGUGGCUGUACAUUGGAAUAUUUAUUUUGAACAUCAUCUACGGGAACAUUAGUGUGUUUCGAACCUCGUUACACAUGUCACAGAUUGUUCGAAGUACGGUACCAAUAUUCGUUCUUGUACUGAGCUAUCUUUUCAUGGGAACGACGACCUCAAUAUACAAAGUACUCAUCGUUAUUACAGUAAUUAUUGGCGUGAUACUGACGGUAUUACACAAUGUUGAAAUCACCAUUUCUGAUCUGGUGGUCCUAUUAAUAGGCAACUUAUUUGCCGCAUUGAAGACGACAUUAACAAACAAGUCUCUCAAAAGCUACAAAAUUCAUCCAUUGGUUCUUAUCAAAUUUGUUGCUCCAUUCGCCUCUUUAGGAAUGUUAUGCAUUGCAUUAUUCAAUGGAGAAGUUUGGUCAUUAUCGAAACGAUACCAUCAAGUAGAAUGGUGGAAAGGUUAUGGGUUUGUGUUCAUCACUUCAGUACUUUCCUUCUUCCUCAACACUACCAAUUUUGUAGCAAAUAAGACAACGAGUCCUCUCACCAUGAGCUUGACAGCCAAUUUGAAACAAGUAUUGAUUGUGGUGGUGAGUUUGACCUUCAUGCAUGAAGAAAGUAUUACUCUGUUGAAUAUUUGUGGUGUGGCAAUCACCUUAUCAGGAAUGUUCCUCUAUUCUGUUCUCUCUGUGUAG